Molecule: messenger RNA, 1521 nt
Organism: Ipomoea nil (Japanese morning glory)
Lineage: Eukaryota; Viridiplantae; Streptophyta; Magnoliopsida; Solanales; Convolvulaceae
Product: BTB/POZ and TAZ domain-containing protein 3
Exons: 6
Coding region: 178-1404 (408 amino acids)
Molecular function (GO): protein binding
Source: RefSeq, a predicted model, not a curated record
UCCCCGCCCCGCCCCACCUCAGAAUCCUCGUGUCGUGCUCCUUCUCUAUACAAUCCGCUUCGUUCGCUUUUUGCCCGUCUCCCAAAAAACUAUUAACUAUACAAUCUGUGUAGGCAAGUUUUAAUUCCAGUUCUUGUGAAAUUUGUUUCUUGAUACUACAUUUCAACUUAGUAUCAUAUGGCUUCAUCAGACAGUGAUAGUUCAUGUCCAUCCUCGGCCAUUGAAUCCUUUGAUGGGACUUUCAACAUAAGCGUAGAGGGAACUGAUUCAGAAGGCACUUUACUUUUUGUCGAGGAGGAGCCCAAGUCUCCCGUUUGUUGUAGGCGUCAAGUUCCAAAACCUCCUCCACCGCCUCCUAAAGUCUGCUCAAGAGACAGUGCUCGUAGAGGGCUUGCUGAUUCUUGUUGCAUCCUGAAGAAUGUGAAAGAUACGUGGGACAAACUCUUCGUGGAAGGAUAUGGAGCAGAUGUACAUAUCAUGACAGAGGAUGGGUCUAUUAUUCCAGCUCAUUCUAGUCUUCUGAGUGUUGCUUCACCAGUAUUGGGGAAUUUCCUGCAGCAAUCUAAGGCGAAUAAUGGGAUCAGAUAUAUAAUGAUCCCGGGCAUGCCUUAUGAUGCUGUCUUCAUCUUCAUCCGUUUCCUUUAUUCCUCCAGUUAUGAUGAAGGAGAGAUGAAGAAGUUUGCUCUCCAUUUGUUAGUUUUAUCGCAUUCCUACUCAUUACCUUCACUUAAAAGGGUGUGUGAACACAUUUUAGAGCAAGGUUCACUCGACUCGGAAAACGUGAUAGACGUGCUUCAGUUAGCAAGGAAGUGCGAUGCAUCACGGCUUUCGUUUGUCUGUACUCAGAUGAUUGUGAGGGACUUCAAAACCAUAUCGUCAACCGAGGGAUGGAAAAUAAUGAGACGUUCAAAUCCAGCACUCGAACAAGAGCUUUUAGAAUAUGUCGUGGAAGCAGAUACGAGGAAACAAGAGCAGCAGAGGAAAAUCGAAGAGAAAAAGGUUUAUUUGCAACUCUACGAGGCCAUGGAAGCCCUCGUUCAUAUUUGCAAGGAUGGGUGUCGGACGAUUGGACCUCGAGAUAAAGUGCUGAAAGGAGGCCAUGGUGGUUGUAAUUUCCCGGCAUGCAAGGGACUGGAAACUUUGGUCCGCCAUUUCUCCGGAUGUAGAACCAGAGUUCCUGGCGGAUGUGUGCAGUGUAAGCGAAUGUGGCAGCUUCUCGAACUUCAUUCCCGGAUGUGCAAUGAAUCCGACGUUUGCAGCGUUCCUCUUUGUAGGCAUUUCAAGGUGAAAGUGGUGCAGCAUAGCAAGAAAGAGGAAGUUAAAUGGAGAGUGUUAGUAAGCAAAGUGCAGGCAGCAAAGAUUGCACUUGGCCCUUUCUCAUCUCGGCGGUCAGCUUUUUUAUGACCUCAAAUAAUAUAUGGUAUAUAUUCUGCAGACCAUAUUGUAAGGUUAUAAUGUGUAAUCUAUCAAUAGAAGAAAUAAUGUAUUGUAAAAUAUAUAUAUGUGGAUGUAGUUAUAUCA